AUGGAGAGUGAAGAGUCUCCAGCACAGCAUCCGCCAGAGCGCAAAGGCAGGUGGACGGACGGUGGAAGGGCCGAUGGACCAAGAAGCCGAGAAGUCAAACGUUUCGACUUAACCCGGGACCUUUUGGGCGACAAGAGAUUCACCAUCUCGUUGGAUCGUUGGCAGCAGUGGCGCUGUGGGAAUGGCACCUUGCUCCAAGAGGAGAGCAAUCAGGAAUUCUUGACCUGGGAGGCUGAAGAUGGACGAGUGAGCAAUUGGGAAAGGCCAGUCCCAGAGGGCCCGGUGUAUUUCGAUGCUCCACCCGAUUGGAAUGAGAACGAGUGGCAGAUGCCAGGCAGGGGUGAUGGUUAUGGCCAGUGGGUUGCCGUAGAUGUCACCGAGAUGCCUGGGCAGGCCUGGAGCUUCAACCCCCAUGCCACUGAGUUUAAUCCUCACGCCCCAGAGCCACUUGGCGAGACCAGUGUGAAUCCGUUCUUCCGGUUUGUACCAUCUGGGCCCUCCCCGGAUGCUCGGAUGCCGCGCCGGGCCUAUGCCUCGCCCAAGGGAACUCCAGUGGUUUCUCCCGCGAUUGUUCCAGGUUGGGGACGAACGCCCACGCCUUCGCCGAUGAUCCGACCGGUGGGCUCGCCCUUGUUGCAGGCAGAAGCCGGGCUUCUGCCGGACUUGAGUGACCCGGGUGACUUCACCUUGCCCGCGGCGAUCGAGCUUCAGCUCGUGGAAGAAGGUCCGGAUGCCUUGGUCUCAGGCUCCCGCUUUGAUUGGACCGUCUCGGACCCCUGGCGGGAACUCUGCAAGUUUCCCAAGGACUCCUGUGUGAUGUCACCCACAUUCAGUAUCCAGGAAGGACAGAUGCAGCUGUCCUUCUACCCCAACGGCAGCCGUGAGGCGGAGCCGGGGCAUUGCUCGGUGGCCUUAUCGCGCGGACCUGACUGUCCUGGGAUCAAGUUCGAGUUCUCGGUCAACGGCAAAACCACGGGCCCCAAAGUGUGCUUGGGACGACGCUACCUAGGCGAUUACAUCAAGCCUUUUGAGGAUGAUGGAAAUGCGUCCCGGGUAGUGGUGUCAAUGAAUGAGACUUGGCAAGGUUUAGCCUGCUACGUCCUGCACGGGCGAAAAUCGCCACCUGUGCUGCUGGGUGGUCAGACAACGCGUGUCGAUGUCUUGUUUCUAGCUUGCCGCAUCCAGGUAUCCGUGGUAAGCAUGGCCAGGCUGUUCUCGGGUCAACCUGAACUUGGUUGGAAACUGAUCAAGUCAGAACGCGGAGGAUGUGUCCUUCGUAUGGUGAAGCCGGACAAUUCGUGA
Durusdinium trenchii is the source of this 1302-nucleotide messenger RNA. Lineage: Eukaryota; Dinophyceae; Suessiales; Symbiodiniaceae. The record is from the annotation of a GenBank genome assembly.